Molecule: messenger RNA, 3074 nt
Organism: Spodoptera exigua (beet armyworm)
Lineage: Eukaryota; Metazoa; Arthropoda; Insecta; Lepidoptera; Noctuidae
Source: the annotation of a GenBank genome assembly
CUUUUACUUGAAGCAGUUGAAGCUACUUCUAGGCAGUGUCAGCGAGCGAAUAAUUUAAAUGACUUAUUGCAUCAAUAAAUUACUUCUAGUCAGUGUUAUUUACUGUAAAAACUCCAUUUUAUUUCAAUUUUUAAGUUACUUCAACCGGGUUUAUUUAAAAUCGGUUGAUUCUGUGUAAUUACACAUCGUUUUAUCGUUCUUGCUAGGCGCAGGUGAGGUGAUAAAAGAUAUCAGUUAUAAAUUAAAGAUGAAUUAAACAGUUGUUGCUGGGAGUUUCUCCACCGAUAAACGGAUAAUUUUACUAUUGGUUUUAAGUCAAUAAUGAGGAGUACACAAUGAAGGAGAUGGUAGGAGGCUGCUGCGUGUGCUCUGACGAGCGGGGCUGGCCCGACAACCCGCUUGUCUACUGUGACGGAAAUGGUUGCACUGUUGCAGUCCAUCAAGCAUGCUACGGUAUUGUCACAGUGCCAACAGGCCCCUGGUUUUGUCGGAAAUGUGAAAGUCCAGAAACGAAAAAUAAAGUUCGCUGCGAGCUGUGCCCGUCUAAAUCGGGGGCUUUGAAGAGGUCUGACACAGGUGGAUGGGCUCACGUGGUGUGUGCUCUGUACAUACCAGAGGUCAGAUUCGGCAAUGUGACGUCUAUGGAACCUAUUGUACUGCGUUUGAUUCCACCUGAGAGAUAUAAUAAGACUUGCUACAUCUGCCAAGAUUUGGGUAAGACGCAUCGUGCAAAUGCCGGUGCUUGCAUGCAGUGCAACAAAUCAGGUUGCAAACAGCAGUUCCACGUAACUUGUGCACAAGGCUUAGGCCUCCUGUGUGAGGAAGCGGGCAACUAUUUGGACAAUGUAAAGUACUGUGGAUACUGCCAACAUCACUAUAGUAAACUGUUCACCAAUCAUGAUGUCACCAUCAUCGCCAAGAAAAAGGGCGGUAACGUAAAGACGAUCCCGCCGUACAAGCCGGUGUCGCACGAUAGUCAGUCGAGCGACUCGAGCUGCGAGAAGGAGGGCGAGCCCUCAUGCUCGCCCAAGGCUAGCGGCGGCGCGACGCCCACUCACACCGGCAAGUCCAAAGGGCCGGGACGUAAGUCUUCAUCGCAUGCAACAAGCACCGUGGUCUCAGGAAAGAGCACUCCAAACGCAUCAAAAACUCCAAAUCAAAACCAAAUGAUGGACAAGAAGAAGCCGUCGCCGUCUCGCCGCGGCUCCUCUGCUGGGGACGGUGGGUCCAGCAGUAAGACCAGCACCCCAGCGCCUUCCCCGCAGCAUACGACAGAGACCGCAGCAGCUCAACCCAAAGCAUCAGGCAGCUCCACGCCGGCAGGUCCGUCGAAGGUGACGCCUCCAGCGGCGUCACCCAGCGCCAACAAACCCGUGGAACCAGUGGGAGUCAUCAGCUCAGUAGCACAGGCAGUAGCCUCCGUCUCAACUAUUACUACCAAUCCUACUAGCACUCCAGUACCUGCAUCUGUGGUGCAGGUCCCGACUUCCAAGCCCACAUACCAGGAGUCGGUGAUUACUAACACAGACUUAGUGGAGACCAAACAAACUAAGAAACGGAAGGCCAUCGCAGCCGCUAACAAUAUGAAUGCGCCAGUUGAUUACACUAAUAACAGCACUCCACCAGUCGGGGCGGGUGAAGGUACUUCUCAAGCUGGAGGAGUGUGGGAGGCCACCCAUGUGCCAGCAGAUGUUCAGCUGGAAAACGUUGACAAAAUUAUUAAGAAGGCCAAGACGGAAGGUCUUGAAACUAUUCCAGUGCCGACUUCUCACUUCGCGAGUGUAAGUCCCGCGCCGCCGCCGCCCCCGCCACCGGCGCACAGUCCUGCCUCCAAUCCUAGUCCAAGGCACCUGCCCAGUCCUAUGCCGGGCCCAAGUGGGAUAAACCAAGUAUCAAACAUUCGCUCGCCAUCUAACCCACAGGUUCAAAGUGACAUGCCAGGUCCUUCGCCGCAUAUUUUCCACCAACCCCAGAAACAAGUCAGUGCGGCCAUGGAUACUGGCAUGACAGGGCAUUCACCGCAUGCUAUCCCCGGCCGCUCCUGGGGAGGUCUUAACGUAGCAUACGAAUUACAAGAUCCAAAUAAAGCAGGUAUGAGUGGCAUGCCUGGUCCCAGUAAGCAGCCAGACAUGGGUCCCGUGAACAUGGCCCCCAUGCCGCCAACAACUGUAAGGACCAAGAAACGAGCUGCCAUGGCCACUUCAGUCGUCGCCAUGAGUAACACAGCCUCUGCCAUACAAACAAUGACGACGCAGACGUUGGCCAGUGUACGCCGCCAGCCCCAGCCGACGCCGCCGCCGAUCUACUCCGAGACUAUCAAAGACUCGCCACCGAGCUCGCCAAGCUCUGAAAGACCAUUGAAGCCCAAGAUGGAGACCAAAACCUUCAUGUAUCCCAGGAUCGGAGCUUCUUGUACCGCCCCACACAUGCUAGGCAAUGAGCUUAACCCCGAGAGCGGCGCGGCGGCUUGUCUCCAAGAACAAUUAACAGCUGAAUUAGCAGCUCACGCCGCCGGUAGCGCCGGUGGAGACACCCUCAUACCACCGCCGCUUAUCAACAAAGCUGCCCCUGGCGGCAGUAUCAGUUCGGGACGGUCGUCAAGCGCUCAAAGCCUCGAUCAGUUACUGGAACGGCAGUGGGAACAGGGCUCACAGUUCCUCAUGGAACAAGCCCAGCACUUCGACAGUGCGCUGAGAUAUCAUCCAUAUCUAAGACGCCAAACAGCGCUCAUGGAGGCCGCUGUCGCUUCGCUGUUGUCAUGCCUGCACCAACUGCGCACUGAGAACGUUCGCCUGGAGGAGCAUGUAGGCAGUCUGCUCCAACGUCGUGACCACCUGCUCGCAGUAAAUGCUCGGCUCGCUAUACCGCUCACCACUGAAAUGGUACUAGGAGAGAGAUGUACGAAUUCAAGUGAUGUGCCAUUGCGUAGUGACGACUGGCCCGCCCGAGCCGAGCCGGUGCACGCGCGAAAAUGGGCCGCAGAUGAUGCAGGUCCGGCCGCCGCCGCCGCCGGUGCGCGCCGCCGAGACUAUCACGUCGGACCGCCCACACCAGGCACUCAGCUUGGUAAUUGA